UUGUUGGUGUGAAUGAAGUGUAAAAGAAAAAAGAAAAAACACUCUCACAACAGCUCAGCAGGCGAGACGAUCGCGGAAACCUGAGGAACACUUUCUUUUGUAACCUCUUCCCUCUUCCUUCUUUCCUCAACCUGUAUGACUGCGUGAAAACGAAAGCAGCUCAGUUAUGGAGAGCUCCAUUGAGGCUUCCCAGACUCAACGCGCCCCCAAACCUAAGCCUCCCGCCAAACCUCGGCUCGCUCCCAGGCCCUUCUCUCUGCAGAAGAACACCACCAUUCACUCCAUCCACGCUCCAAAGACGGUCACUGGACCCUCUCAAGCAACAACACACCAGACUGGUACAUCUGAGGCUCCAGAUGUCCCCAAAGCCACUCUGACCACCCCUGAUCAGAAACCACCUCAACAGCCCGCCACCUCUGACUCCAAACUCAGCUCUGUAACUGUGAACACCAAAGAUCAACAGAAAACAGCUACAGAGAAUAAAUCAAGUCUCCGUGGAGAAGAUACUCUUGAUUCUAUUGUAGCGCAAGGGAAAUCAGAUCCAGCUUCACAAAGUGCUCCACCCAAGGAGACAUCCAAAUCUGAGCCAAUCCAGAAAGAAGAUGUCAUCCAAACAAACCACAGCACAUCCACUGAUGUUGUAACUAACUCAGAACAGAGAGACGAAAAAAAGAAGGAUGACCAAACUGAGACAACUGUCGUCCAAAACCUUGAGGUAUCAGGGGGUGAUGAUUCCUCCACAGCCAAACCAAUAUAUCGAAGGAGUAGCGGCAGGAAUCGUCUGUCCGCGGUGCUCACGUCAAAGUUUGAGUCAGGUGGUCUACCUCUGCCUCCCCAGCCCACUAUAACCAUCUCUACAACCACCAGCAAGGAUGCCGCUAACAAGCCGGUGCCCCCUGAUCUAGAGCAGAGCCUGACAACAUCAGAGCCAACCAACAAAGAGAGUGACGAAGGCAAACUGACGGAGGAAUACAGUGGAGGAGGCAGCAUAAAGCGCAGAAUCAGUCUUCUUUUUGACUCGUCGUCCAAGCCAGAGCCCAUUGCAAAGAGAGAUGAGCCAGAAAUCAUAAAUGGUGGAGGAGGUGUGAAGGAGCGAAUUAAAAACUGGAAGGUGGAAACAGGUUCUGAGGGUCCGAAGAUUGAGAAAAAGCCGCAGGUUGCACCCCGAAUUCGCAUUAAAAGCUCUGAUUCAGCAACUGCUCCUACAGCAGAGAAAACACCCAAAAGUCCUCCUGUCGAACUCCCUGGAACAGGGACAUCAUCCACAGAGACUGUGGAUCCAACCUCAAAGAUCUCCCCGGAGGAGCAACCUGCAAAGAGCCCACUAGUCACAUCCAAAGAUGCUCCUCCUGAAGUGAAGUCAUCUGAAACAUCACAGGAGACACCAGGAGAACGUGAGCAGAGCAAAUCAACAGAGGGUGGUGUUCAACAACGUGCUUGCAGCCCACCUGCAACCCUCACUGCCACUGACGAGGGAUCCGCAGCUGCAAGUGAAAGUGCUGUAAAGAGUGACAAUGUCAGACGUCGCUCUGUUCACUUUGGUGUGGUGGAGAGAGAUGACGGUGGACCUCCAAUACAGUUGUGCUCAGAGCCUGAAUUCAGUACAGAGGAAGAUGAGGCUCCUCAGGAUAAAUCUGAGGAGGACCCCCUUGUUGUCAAGGACAGUGAGGCCCAAGAAGAGAAACGACUGAAACAAUUGGAGUUUGAAAAAAAAAGGAAAGAAGAGGAAAGCUUAAAGGAGAAGGAAAGACUUGAGUUAGAAGAGAAGAACAAACGAAAAGAAGAAGAGGAGAAAGAAAAGGCCAAGCAGAUGAGGAAAGAGGAGAGAAGGAGAGAAGAGGAAAGGAAAAGAGAGAAGCUGAAGGAGGAAGAAAAGGAGAGACAGAAAAAAGAGGAAGCGGAGAGAGAAAGGUUGAGAGAAGAGGAGAGGGAAAGGGAAAGGUUGAAAGAGGAGGAGAUGGAACGGGAAAGACAGAUGGAGUUGAUGUUGCAGAGACAGAAAGAAGAGGAAAGAGAUAGGGCAAAGCAAAUGGAAGAGGUGCUUAAACAUGAGCAGGAGGAGAGAGAUAAGGAGAAACUGAAGGAUGAAGAGAGGAAAAAGGAGCUAUUGAGGGAGGAAAGAGAAAGACAAAGGCUGAACAAAACUGAAGAAUUGAGAGGAAGAGAGGAUGAAGAGGAGAGACAGAAGGAGUUGGAGUUGGUGUGGCAGAGAAAGAAUGAGGAGGAUGGAGUGAGGGCAAGGCAGAAAGAGGAGAUACUAAGACAAGAGCAGAAGGAGAAAGAAAGAUUGAGAGAAGAGGAGAGACAGAAAGAGGAAGAGAGGAUGAGGGAAAGACAGAGAGAGUUGGAGGAGGAGGAGAGGGAGCUUGAGAGGAAAAGGCAGCAAGAAACAGAAGAGAUGGCGAAAAUGAAGCAAAUGGAAAUGGAGAGACAGAGAGAAGAGGAAAUAAAAAUUCAGAUGGAGAAAGAAGUUGCUGAAGAGCUGGAGAAGAAACAUCAAAGAGAACUUGAAAGAAAGAGAGCAGAAGAACUGGAAGAAAAACUAAGACUGAGAGAAAAGGAAGAAAUCACAUUGACCAAUUUGCAAAAGGAAGAAGAGGGGGAACAAGAGAUGUCGGUGGAUGAGCCAGAGCCAAAUUUAAUCAGCUUUGACUCUGAAGAUUUGCCUCAGAAAUCCGAGAUGUCGGUGGAUGAGCCAGAGCCAGAUUUAAUCAGCUUUGACUCUGAAGAUGUGCCUCAGAAAUCCAAAUCUCCUCACACCCCUUCAGAUCAAACUCACGAGCCCACAGAGAGUCAAACUGAAGUAGUCUAUGACGACUUCUCCGUCAGAAACCCCUGUGUCGAGGUGGAUUUUGACGAUUUUUCAGUCAAACCAAAGAGAUGGGGGUCACAGGCUAAAGUAGAGACUAGUCCUGUCCAGAGCUCCUCUUUGUACUCCCCGGAUCAAGAGGUGGCAACUCUUGUGCCCCUGGAAGUCAGAACUGACGAAAAAAAAGUACCAGAGCAGCUGGAAAAACCAGGCAGACCAGAGCCUGUACCAGCCCAGCAGAGUCCGGAGAAGGAGGAAGAGGAGAAGGAGGAAGAGGAGGAGGAGGAGGGGAAAGAGACGGAGAAGGAGAUAGAGAAGGAGAAAGAGGAAGGGAAGGAGAAAGAGGGGGAGAUGGGGAUAGAGAAGGAGAAGGAGAAACAAGAGGAAAAGGAGAUGAAGGUGGACGAAGAGGUGGAGAAAAAGGAAGAUGGAGGGGAAGAAGACGACAAGCAGCAGGAGACUCAACUUAACAGUUAUUGUACAGAUGGUCAAGACACUGAUGCUUUGAUAGACCUUGAGCCAGACCAGCAGAAUGGUGCCUGUGAACCGACGUCUGAAUCUCACAGUGUAAAGCCUGCCGCUGACCAGCUGCCUGAGGUCUCCUCUGAAGAUGUUGAGACUACUGAUUUUCAACCAGAACCAGACCUGCCUCCAUUCCCUGAGAGCUCCACUCCUCUCCUUGACACCAGUGCGCAGAGAUCCAAGGCAGAUCUGGGUAAGAGGCGAAUUCGAACACGUCCACCAAGCCGGCUCUGUACAGGACUGACUCAGACGGACGGCCCUGACUGGAGGUCCAGUGACUCCACAGUUGAAAAGGAGGAGUCUUCCAAGCAAAGGGAGUCAGAUUCUGAGGAGGAACAGCCUAAACCGAAAAUAGUCUGCUCUCCUCCUCCCACUUCUCAGAGAGUCCCCAUAUUUCCUGGCUUGAACCCUGCAGCCCUAAUUGCUCAGUUAAAAAAGAAAACAGGUGGAGGAGGUGCUGGAGGAGGAGAUGAAACAGACGAUAAGAGCAAACAAGCAAAGGAAAGUCCAAAUGAGGAGAUAGCACCAUCUCCCUCACAACUGUCACGUUCUUCUCGCUCUGCUUCACAUCUUGCGGGAGCUGCACGAGUGCUGCCACCCAUCGGCAAGGCAGACGGAGGUGCCGUAUCCUCUCCUGCUUGGCUGAAAGAACUGAAGUCUAAGAAGCGUCUCAGUCAACAUGAAGGUGAAGCGUAGCCCAAGAGACGCUGUGCUGUUGCUCUUGAGCAAGAAUCAAUCCAUCUCAGAUAUUGCUGCUGACAGACACCUUGCCACGAUUGCUCCACUUUGCACUUUGAGUGCCUUAUUUUGGACCUUUACUGAGAUAUGCAGUAAGGGAAUUCAGGCUUUUGCUGAACAUAGAGGCCAUCAAGUACUUUUCAUCUUGUAAAUGGAAUAUGGUGCCAAGACUAUGUGCCAAGACUGUGAUGUGUUUAUGCCAAGUAAAUGUUUUAUCAACUGUUGUAUAGAGGCUCAAUGGAGGCUGAACAUCCUAAUGUAGUGUAGAACAAAGCCACACAUUGUCUUACUGGUUCAUUGCUUUGUUUGGCUGUGUAAGUCCAUCAUUUACUGACAGGGACUGAUAACAUUAGGCCUUCAGCAAAGUAUCUUCUUUUAAACACACACAAACACACACAUAUGUACAGAAAUUCUGAAUGUGGAUUGCACCUUGUGUGUGUUUAGUUUAAAUUGUACAAAAUGCCUUUUACAUUAUUUCACCAAUCAUAGAUUGUCUCAAGUAAACCUACCUAGCACUUUAAGAAAAAUGAUAAGUUACUCCAAAAAAGUAAUGAUUAUAAUUAAGGAAAAAAAAUGCUUGGAGAAUUUAAGGACAAAUAAGGGAGGAUAAUUUGUGUAGAUGCCCUUAUUAACAGGCUUAAAGGGUAUUAGUUUGGAAUAAAUAUGCACCUGGAAGACCCUGACUUAAUCAAUGAACUGAACAAAAAUUAGGGCACCAAACAAGGUGAAAUGAGAAGAUUUCAAUGAUAAAUCAAGUAAUGGGCCCUAUUACUGGUAAAAAGCAAAUUAUGGAGGUUACUGGUACUGAGGGAUAAGGCUGAUUUACAUAUGCUCAUAGAUGAUUUAGAUUUGGUGGAUAUAUGGCUGUUAAUGAACCCAAGUGACAAAGAAUAUACUGCCUUAAAUCUUACUCUAAUCACACACCAGUUGAAACUCAAAUUGAUUUAAAUCCUGAAACAGGAAUGAACUCAGUGCUGUUAAACAAAGAGGUGCUCAGUGAAAAGUUGGCUGAGGACCUGACUCUGUUUUUUGAAUUAAAUGUAGAGGCCAUAGCGAAGUUGUCUUCAAUAUAAGAGGCAUCCCGAGGCAUACACGGCAGGAAAAUGGAUAGCACAAACAUCUAAAAGGAAAAAAGAAAACAUGAGCCAAAUAACUUGAAAUAACCACAUUGGAAAAGACUCUAUCAAGACAAUAUACAGAUGAUUUAGAUUUAUAUAUUUUUAUACUUGUGCAAUCAGAAGUUUGAAUGAGAUAAUAUAUGUAAAACUAAAAAGCAGAACAUGCAUUAAAUGUCUCCAGGUAUGAAUUGCUGUCCCAUUGAAUAUUUCAAUACAUUUGUGGACAUGUUGGCUCCUAUCUUAUUAAAAGUGUAUCCAGAAAUAUUUAAUUUGGAGUCUUUGCCUAAUACAUUUAAUUAAGCACUAAAAUGAUUGAUUCUAGAAAAAGAUAGCGACGCAGUGGAUCCCUCAAAUCUUAAUUAAUGAGGACUGUAAAAUACUGACUAAAGUAUUAGCUUCACGAUUAGAGAAAGUGUUGCCAUUUAUAAUCAAUAUAAUUGGCUUCAUCAAAGGAAGGUCCGCAGCUGACAGUUUAAGAAGAUUACUACAUUUAAUUUGGUUGAACUCCUCAAACUAGUGUCCCAGUCACUGCCAUCUCCCUGGAUGCUGAAAAAGACUUUUGACAGGGUGGAAUGGUGAUUCCUAAGUACAGCUCUGUCAUUCUUUGGGUUUGGCUCUGUCUUAAAUUGUGGAUCAGGACUUACUGUGUGUAAAAAAAAAUUACAAAUAAUUUCCCAAACAAAUUGCAUAAUUUCCCAAUUACCCUCUUUCUCUGCUGUUAUUCACAAUUUUCUUGGAACCUUUGGAAAUCAUGAUUUGAGCAGAUCCAAAUAUUAGAGGAGUGAAGGGAGCUGGAAGGGAGAAUAAGCUGAUGCUCUAUGCUGAUGAUAUUGUAUUACUUAUUAGCAAUUCCUUCAACUCCCUACUCCCAUUUAAGAACACUAUCCAAUUAUAUUCUGAGUUCACAUGUAGUAAUUAAAUCUCUGGUUGAAGCUCCUCAGUUAAAUUAUCUCUCUAUGAUGCUUCCUUUAAAGAUCCCUGAUUUCAUGUAUAAGCAGUACAUCAAAAUAUUAAUACAAAAUCUCAUAAGAAGAAUAAGAUGUGCAUGGGCAGGUACAAAGGAGGACUCUAAACUACCUAAACAUUGUGUUAAAGCUGAUCUGGGUGUAGAUUGGCUAACUAUAGAACUAUGGAAUGGAACCUUGCUGCACCAUAUUGUCCGAUUACCACUCCUAGUAUCUUACUCAAAGAGUUUUUUAAACCAGUCAUAUACCUCACUCUUGAAUUACUCUAAAAUACACAUGAGAAAAGAUGUGAUGUACUGGAAAGAAUGUCAGUCUGCAGGAGUAAAUAUAAUUGGUAUGAGAAGGGUAUAUUUAUGUCAUGUCUGGAUGUGCUGAGGAAAUAUAGAGUUGUAAGUGGAGGGAAUUUCUGGAAAUAUAUAAAAAAGUGAGACACUGUGUUUGGUAAUAUAUCCAAGAAUGGUGAACCACCAAGUAACUCUUUAACUGAGUACCUGCAUUACCUCAGGAUGUUCAUAAAGUGUCAGUGUUUUACAGUGUUCAAACACUCCACAGGUGAUUCCCAUAAUUACCUCUAAGUAAUACGGCAGAAGGACCCUACAAAUGAUGUUGAAGAUAAUGAGUGGUCAGAUAUUAUAUCAAAUGUGUGGAGAGACAAGUAUUCAAUAUAAAAUAGUUCACAGAUAUUACUGGAUACCGACUAGACUUCACAAAAUAGAAAUUGCUGACAACAAUCAUUGAUUGAAGUUUAAGUGUGAAUUGGGCACACAUUUGCACAUGAUCUGGUUAACUUUUACCAGAAACUUCCUUAGUGGAAACGGGGCUAUGGUAUCAACCAUCCUGAGCAUUCUUGACAAUAAAACAAAUAAAAUAUGGUCUUGUCACAGCUACAACUACAAAAUUGGAUGAACCCUAUAUGUCCAACUGUGAAGGAAGGGAUUGAUGAAAUGAUUUCAUCAUAUGAGCACAUGUUGGGAAAAAUUAAUUGUUGGGGUGGGGGGCCGAGACAUGGGUUCAAUUUUGGUUGCAUGUUAAUGGAAUGUAAAUGUGUUAAUUAAUGACCAUUUUUUGUAUCCAUGGUUUUUAUUUUACGUUAAGGGCUGGCCGUCUUCUGUUCUGUAUAAAUGUCCUGUACUGUCUGCUCUAUGAUAUGCUGCAUUAUAAAAAAUUUAAUCAUAAAAAAAAUUCUAAAUAACUACCGUCCACACAGUGCAUCUAAUAGCAUGGCCAUGUACCUACCUGUAGUAACAGGGUCAAAGGAAAUGUUUCCUUUUGCUACACAAUGGAUGUCUUACUUCUCUUUUAAAUAAGAUGUAAAUACAACUCAAAGAUGUGUUCCCUGAUUUUAUUAAAAUGCCCAAUAGCUGGUAUGUUUACGAUAUCAGUACGUUAUCUGGGAGAAAAUGCAAUGAUGCUUGAAUGCAACAACAGAAUCUGGGAGUGUUUUGUAAAAUGUCUAACUCCAAAAGUGUGUUAAUCUGAUGAAAUUAUUUUAAGUGCCUUUGUUUUUAAUGGUAAAAAAUAACCAUUGUCAACUCUGUAAUCACUGAUGAUCAACAUGUAUAAUGUAUGAUAAAAGGAAAUUUGGGGAAUUUUAUUAAAACUUUUUCUAUGA
Messenger RNA from Scomber japonicus (chub mackerel), 7764 nucleotides. Its product is annotated as trichohyalin-like. Lineage: Eukaryota; Metazoa; Chordata; Actinopteri; Scombriformes; Scombridae. The record is from RefSeq and is a predicted model, not a curated record. The transcript is spliced from 10 exons. Bases 167 to 4027 code for a protein of 1286 amino acids.